Chenopodium quinoa (quinoa) is the source of this 1731-nucleotide messenger RNA. RefSeq lists its product as uncharacterized. The record is from RefSeq and is a predicted model, not a curated record. The transcript is spliced from 6 exons. NCBI's taxonomy places the organism in Eukaryota, Viridiplantae, Streptophyta, Magnoliopsida, Caryophyllales, Amaranthaceae. Bases 754 to 1314 code for a protein of 186 amino acids.
GGUGGACUUGCUUGUCGGUGGGUUUUCCAGGUGGGGCUAGGAUGAUUUUAGGUGUGCGAGGGUUACACGGUGGUCUUGGUGGCUGAGGGUGGUCGUUGUGUCGACGACUAUUUUCUAACCACCGAGCAAACCACAGCACGGGCGGUUGUCGUUGUGUCGAUGGCUAUUUUGGGUGUUUUUUUGGGCUUGGGCGGCUUGGGCUUUUGUAUUAAUUUAAAUUUAUUUGGGCUUGGGUUUUAAAUGAGCCUCUUUCAUGAUUUGGGCUUGGGCGGCUUGGGUUUUGUAUUAACUUAAAUUUAUUUGGGCUUGGGCUUUAAAUGAGCCUCUUUCAUGAUUUGGGCUUGGGCUUUUGUAUUAAUUUAAAUUUAUUUGGGCUUGGGCUUUAAAUGAGCCUCUUUUAUGAUUUGGGCUUGGGCUUUAAAUGAGCCUCUUUCAUGAUUUGGGCUUGGGCUUCUACAUUAACGGUAAACCGGUUUAUUUUUUUUCUUUUUCUUUUGGGAAAUCGGAAAAACCGGUUUCAUUUUUUUGAUUAGUAUAAAUAGUUUAUCUGCUUAAGUUCAUCAAAUGUUCAUUGUUUUCUUUCACAGUUCAACCCAUUCCAUUAUUUUUCUUCUUGAUUUUGCUUCUAAAAUGUCUCUUCCCUGUGAAAGUUGCUCUAAAGUCCAUGGAUUUCUUGAUUGUGAAACCUACUCUACUUGGUUAAGAGAUAAGGUCAAUUACGAAGGGUUUUGAUCGGUUGAAUGUCCCAUCUGCAUGAUAAAAACUGGGUUUCAGUGUCCCAUUAACAGUAGAUUCUACUGCAUUGAAUGUAAUAAUCACUUUUGCAGCAUAUGCAUGAAAAGAUUGAAGAGUAAAACUAGAAGGAAUACUGUCAACAGUGAGAUCAGUGAGGAGCCUCCUCAUACAUGUGAAGAGACUGAAUUUACCCAGAAGAGAAAAAUCAUCAGGAAUUUAUCCACUCGAUUUUUUAGCUAUUACAAGGCAUGGGAAAACUUUGACAAGGAAAUGUUUGAAUUGAAUUCGGAUAUGGCUGUUAUUCAGAGUUUGCCGGAAUCGGUUGGGUUUUUUCCUGUUGAAAUAAACAACCUCAGUAGCUACCUUACUUUGGUGACACAAUCACUAGAUAUUUUGAAAUCUUCAUACAUAUUUGCAUACUAUCACCAAAGACUGCAAGGGGAGAAAGAUGUUAACAAGCUGCAAUAUGAAAUAGAGAAAUGCUGUAUGUCCAUUGUUGAUCUUGUGAGAAGUUUGUCUGCUGUUGAUAUGAAGGCGGAAGACGUUAAGAAACUCUGGAUCUUACUUGAGAAUCAAUGACAAGAAAUAAAGGAUGCAACUUCGACAUUAAUAGAUUUGCUGCAAGGAAAUGUGGGGGAAGGAUUGUCCAAAGGAGCAUCGACUUGAAGGAACAACUUGGUUGGAGAAUAGCAUUUGUUUAAAACAUUGAUGGCUGAAUUUUGUAAUAUGUUGUAAUUGAAUUCGUAGUUGGUUGAUUGUAAUUGCGCUGGAGAAUAGCAUUUUUUUGAAACAUUAUUGCUGAAUUAGUUAUCCGUUGUAGCCUCUUAAUUGAAUUCUUUUGCUGGUUUAUUGUAAUUACGCUGGAUUUUGUAUCCAUUAAUGCGAUGUUGAAGCUGUAAAGAUUUUUUUAAUACUUUUCGUUGCUUCAUAUUUCAAUGAAUGUGCUUUUGUUCUUACUUACAUCUGAUGUCAAUUUAAUUGCAUUAUUUGGUUUGA